Messenger RNA from Maudiozyma saulgeensis, 1119 nucleotides. NCBI's taxonomy places the organism in Eukaryota, Fungi, Ascomycota, Saccharomycetes, Saccharomycetales, Saccharomycetaceae. The record is from the annotation of a GenBank genome assembly.
AUGUUUGGAGCAACGGAUGAUGAUGAUUUACAUGACUUGGAUAUUAUUCAAGAAGCUUGUUCUCUAGGUGGACAGCCAAUGUCGAACAAAGGUAUUAAGGAUAUUGUAGAUUCGUGUACUGAUGGGCCUCAAUUGGCAUCGCAAGUUGCAACUUCUUCGAAUGAUUUUAGGACUAAAUUUAUAGUGGAACAUGAAUCUUACAUGACAAUUCGUAGUACUAAAAUUAGAGUCAGCCAUAACCUCUCGAGAAUAUUUGAUACUAAUGAAGAUGAUGUAAUAAUAGAUUACUUCAUUCAUGGAUUGGGAGGGAAUCUAGAACAAUUCGAACCAUUACUCAGGUUGGAUGAUCUCUGUGAUAGAUAUUUUAUUGCUAUUGAUCUCCCAGGAUUUGGGAAAAGUGAAGAGUACAAUGAUUAUUCAAUGAAUACUAUAGUAGAGAUAGCUCACGAAAUACUAAUUGGAAUAUUAAAAGACAAUAACCGAUAUAUAAAGAAUUGUAAGCUCAAUAUUAUUGGACAUUCGAUGGGUUGCUAUAUAUCUUUGCAUUAUUUUCAAAAAUAUGUUGACGAAUUUAAGGUUUUGUCUCUGAUCUUAUUAGCACCACCUAAGUUAUAUAUUUCGCAACUACGGAAAGGUUAUACCCUUACUCGAUUAAUAUUAUACGCUCUAUCUAUAUUCCCUUUUGCAUUUGAUUAUUAUAGAACUCGUUUUGAUCAAAGUAAAGGUUUGAAAAGUUCUGGAAUUAGAGAUUUCUUCCAUAACAAUUCAAAUGAUAAUAUUGAUUUACAAUAUAGAAAAUUAUGGCAAUAUCAAAAUAAUAUUCAAAUUAAAAGUAAAAGUAUUGUUGGUUAUUUAAGAGGUUGGGAACAAGUUGACUGGAAAAAUAUAGAGGCCAUUAUAAAAUCACAAAAUUUGAAGUCUUCUCUUAAAUUAUUGGUUAUCGGUGGAAAUCAGGAUGUGGUCACACCUAUAUCUGACAUUCAAAAAUUUUCAGAUACUUUACCAAUUGUAGAUGACAAAAAAUUGGAGAUUAUUGAGAAUUGUGCUCAUAACAUUUGUUUCGAUCGUCCAGAGAUGAUAUGUGAAAUAUUUCUUAAGGAUGUCGUGAAAAAGUUAUAA